AUGACAGCCCAGAAAAGAGACAUCACGGCGAUCGAAGGAACUGAAGAACCCCCCGGUAAGCGCCACCACCGUGACUUGACCAAAGCCUUGCUGACCACGCCCAACAGUCUUCUUGGUGACUAUCCAGCGUAUUCCCCACCACAGCCAGACUUCCUCUCCGUCUUCAGUCGCAUCGCACCAUUCGUAGAUGGUCUGCGCGAGUGCGGUGGUCUUGACAGGUAUGAUUACACCCGUCUCCGUAUGACUUGCAAGACCACCGCCCAGGAGUGGAAGCCAUACCCAUAUGACCGUUGCGAGCCAGAUACCCAAGAUCGCUAUUUCGCAGGGUUGCAGGCCAUUCCAUGCAGCGAUUGUGGUGUCCCUUCUGACAGGUUGGUCGUCAAGCCCUGUUAUGGCUUAGGUCCCUGGAAGGCAGACGGCUUCUCUGGCUGCAACAAGCUCGUCUGUGCCUAUUGCGUCGUCAAGGCCCUGAGGGCCCACGGCCCGUACAGGAACGUCGGCAAUGAACUCCAUUACUGCCAGCCAUGCAGCUGGAAUUUGUGCCGAACCAGCACACAAGCCCUGGCCCACGAAUGCCAAUGUACCUUCCAUCACAGCGGCGACAUCGUCGACCAGCCAGAUCCCGAGUGGCAGUGCACAGAUUGCAGAGUCACGCUGCUGGAAAAGCUCUCCAACGCUGCCCGCGACAACUUGAUGAUCAUGGAAACUCAACAGCACGUCGUCGUUCGCGAUGAGCGUCGACACCCGUUCGCCGCUGGAGGCCUGGAAAGGUGGAUCAAUCCCGACCACGAAAACAGGAAUCACUGCCCUGGUUGUGGUAUCCACUACAUUGACUUGGUUCAAACCUGGGAGGACGAUGCUGAAUGGGACGAGAUGGGGUAUUGGCACGCCGACAUGGUUCGACGGUGCGCAUCAUGUCUGGGACUGAAGUGUCAUGCCUGGGACUGA
Molecule: messenger RNA, 948 nt
Organism: Fonsecaea multimorphosa CBS 102226
Lineage: Eukaryota; Fungi; Ascomycota; Eurotiomycetes; Chaetothyriales; Herpotrichiellaceae
Exons: 1
Coding region: 1-948 (315 amino acids)
Source: RefSeq, a predicted model, not a curated record